Molecule: messenger RNA, 1244 nt
Organism: Colletotrichum phormii
Lineage: Eukaryota; Fungi; Ascomycota; Sordariomycetes; Glomerellales; Glomerellaceae
Exons: 2
Coding region: 414-1244 (276 amino acids)
Source: RefSeq, a predicted model, not a curated record
CGUUGAUUGCGAGACGAAUUCUCCCAAUCCAGGCAAAAUGAUUCGUGCUCGUUAGCCGAAAAGUUCAUGAGAAUGAAGAUGUCAGGCUGUUUGAGGCUGACGAAGGCUGGCAAGUGAUGAAGAAAAAGCUGUCGGAAGGAACGUCGAAAGCAAUUACAAGAGAUACUCUUAUCGGGGCCUUGGAUUUAUUUGUCAUUUCGGCCCCGUCAGCCUUCGGAAUAGUUCUUUGUACUUUCCUCAGCUGAGAUUAUUCGUCGAAUGCACCGAGCCUCGUCUCAUGCCAUCCUUCACUCUCGUCUUUCCUCUCAUCUUCAUUUUCAUUUCUACCUUCACCUUCACCUCCACCUGCAACACCUUCUACCUCACCCUUACCUCCACAAUUUCUCACUUGAGAAAUUCCAGCUUCAACCCAGAUGGAAUCUCCAGCAGCGCCCUACUCGCCCUCAACCCACCCACCCAUAAUCAUGAACAAACUCGAAGUCGGAUCCCUCUACAUCAUGAUCUCAAUCCCAUUCUCCAUCUACUUUGGUAAGAAAAAGCACAUCUACGCGACCGCUCUCCCCGACGACCCGGACUUCCCCUUCUGCACCUACGAGCUCAUGGUCUCUCAGGGCCUCUCUACCGAAGAAUUCCACUGGGAUCUCUACUGGCACACCUCCGACUCAGCCACCGAUGAGCUAUCCCUGCCGAGCCGCAACCAUCCAGUCACCGAACGCGCCGGCACCAAUGAGGAAAGUGGCAUUCUCUACCGCCUCCGGCCCCUCGAAACCUGUCCCACAACCUACACCCGCGACCGCCUCACAAUCACCCGCGUCCGCUCCCACGCCCAGCUCGUAGGCCUCAUCCGCGUUCUCACGGUCCCUCCUGCCUUCAUACCGCACCUGACGCGCUACCUCGAUUGGAUGACUGCAGAGUCGGCCCGCGUCGCGGAGCGAAGCUACGUCUGGGCUACCAUGGCGUACUACCGCGCCCGCCGACACCUCCUCAAAAUUAAGGGCGCACGAGACCAUACUUUCAACCAAUUCGACAUCUCGCGCUUCACGGCGGAGCUGCUCUCGUUUGCGUACGCCGAGGUUCCUGCCGCGCUGUUUUUGGGUGGCAUGGGACUGCCGAGACCCGUUUUGGGCGUUGCGAUGGGGUUUCUCGAGGAGGAAGAUGCUGAAGCUACUAGAUGUGAGAGGGAUACGCUUUUGAGGAAGCAGAGGGAGGAGGUUGGGGCUGUCACUGCUUGUUGGUACCAAUGA